Molecule: messenger RNA, 264 nt
Organism: Oppiella nova
Lineage: Eukaryota; Metazoa; Arthropoda; Arachnida; Sarcoptiformes; Oppiidae
Source: the annotation of a GenBank genome assembly
UUGCCGUCAAAAUGAUUGCAACGAAAAUAUAUUGUGUUUUGUAUUGACUUUCGACAGCAUUUGGCUAAUCAUACAAUCAAUUAGUAUUACUUCUCAUCCCAUUUGGCACUCGUGUCCAACACUCAUACUUAACAAAUCACUUCAUUUGUAUUUAUUAUAUAAUUUGGCGUCAAUUGAGUGCAAGACAUGUCCGAUUUGAGUCAAUUCGUGGUGGCCUUCGACGACCUCCUGAGCGAUGCGUUCGUCACUUAUGUGUCCCUUUCG